AUGCCAGUAUUUUUAAAACGGUCCAAAGCAAUAUUGGGAACCAAGGAUGUUUACAGGACUUUAAAGGAGCACAAGUCGGAUAACCUUGGCAACAAAAUAUGGGCUUCGUGGAAGCGGGAACUGAAAAAUUCGAAGGGUAAACCGAAUCUGCUAAGAGCUCUUCUUCGGGUUUUUGGGUGGCAAUUCGGUAUUUUGGGACUAGUAACCUUUUUGGUGGAAUUGGGACUGAGAACCCUUCAGCCAAUGCUAUUGCUAGAGCUUAUUUCCUACUUCGUUAACAAAUCAGAAGUUGUUGAGAAAGGCUAUUACUAUGCGGGUGGACUAAUCAUAAGCAGUUUCCUCGGCGUGAUCAUCAUACAUCCGGCAUUUUUUGGCAUCCAACAUCUCUGUUUCAAGAUGCGAAUCGCCAUAGGCAGCAUGAUCUAUAGGAAAGCACUACGGCUAAGCAAUCGGGCACUGGCCGACUCAAUGUCUGGACAUGUGCUUAAUCUUAUAUCGAACGACGUAGCCCGACUGGACAGUAAACCCUUCCAGGCUCACUAUUUGUGGAUUGGGCCGCUACAAACGCUGGUAAUCAGUUUCUUGAUGUACCAAGAGAUUGGGAUUGCAGCCCUGUUUGGCGUCGCCUUCAUGGUGCUCUUCAUACCCCUGCAGUUGUAUAUGGGCAGGAUCACGGCAGUACUGCGAUUAAGAGCGGCCAAAAGGACGGACAAGCGAAUGCGGUUGAUCAACGAAAUAAUUUCGGGCAUUCAAGUUAUCAAAAUGUAUGCUUGGGAGUUACCUUUCCAGAGAAUUGUGGCAUAUGCUCGCAAAAAGGAGAUUAACACUAUUACCCAAGGGGCAUAUUUAUACAAUCUUACCUUAGCCUUCCAAUUAUUUAUAUCGCGCGUUUCCAUAUUCCUCAGCCUGGUUGGCUAUGUGAUUCUGGGAAGGCUUCUUAGUCCGGAAGUGGCUUUUCUGAUAACCGCCUACUAUAACGUGCUUCAAAACUCCAUGAUCGUAUAUUUUCCAUUUGCCAUAAAUCAGUCGGCGCAAAUCAUAGUUUCUAUGAAACGUAUAGAAAACUUUAUGCUAUUGGAUGAGGUGAAACAGCCUGCAAGAAGCCCACAUUUGCCGACGGAGGAAAAUAAAGAUGAAGCGGAAGAAAUUCUAUUGCCUCCGACGCACUCCGACACUAAUAUACCCCCACUUUCUGGUAUUUCGAUCUCAAGGUUUGCGGCCAAAUGGGACCAUAACUCGCCCGACUACGCACUUAGUGGGAUAAAUCUGAAAAUUCAGCCCGGGUCCCUAGUUUGCAUUACGGGUCCCACGGGAUCCGGCAAGUCCAGCCUCAUCCAGGCCAUUCUUGGUGAGCUGCAAGCGGAGUGCGGACAGAUCGAGGUGAAUGGCUCCCUUUCCUAUGCCUCCCAGGAGCCGUGGCUUUUCUCCGGCACCGUGCGCCAGAAUAUCCUCUUCGGCAAGUCCUUGGAUCGUCGGCGGUAUGCCUCUGUGGUCAAGAGUUGCGCUCUGGAACGGGACUUUGAGCUGCUUCCUUUAAAGGAUAAAACCAUAGUGGGCGAUCGCGGGGCUUCCCUGUCGGGUGGACAGAGGGCGAGGAUCUGUUUGGCCAGGGCUGUCUACCGAGAGGCCUCCAUCUACCUGCUAGACGACCCACUCAGUGCGGUUGACUCCAAUGUGGCCCGUCAUCUCUUCGAGGAAUGUUUCCGUGGCUAUCUGCGCGGACGCACAGUAGUCCUGGUCACCCAUCAGCAGCAGUUCCUGCAGCAAGCCGAUCAGAUUUUGGUCCUGGAUAGGGGCCAAUUGAGUGCCGAGGGCACCUACGAGUCGCUACUUAAGGAAGGAGUCACCAUGCUUGGUUUAGCUGAGAAGGAAGAUCCUGAAGAUCCUGAGGACCUGAGCAUCUGCAGUAACAUUCACAAGGAGCAGCGCCGCAACAGCGAAAAAUCGGAGCAUUCGAUCGCAGACUCUUGUCCGGAGAAGGUCAAUGUGGAGCACCAAGCAUCAGGUGGCAUCAGUCUUUCCUUGUACAGGAAGUACUUCCAAGCGGGCGGUGGAUUUUUCGCCUGUUUCUUCAUGAUUAGCUGUUUUCUGAUUGCGCAGGGUGUGAUCUCAUUAAGCGACUACUUCUUGACCUACUGGGUUAGCAAAAAGCGCCAAGUUGCCGACGAAGGAGGAACUGCUGUCGCGAGCCACUUUAUAAGUUGGCUUGAUAUUGAGUGGUCUGUAGACUCAGAAACAAUGGACAUGUACAUAUUCACGAUGAUCAUGGUGCUGACCAUUAUUCUAAGCGUGGCUUCUGGACUUCUUUUGAUCAACAUCAACAAGAAUGCCUCUAUUCGUUUGCAUAAUACCAUAUUUAAUGCGAUCAUGCGCGCCUCCAAGUACUUUUUCAGUAUAAAUGACCACGGACGAAUUAUGAAUCGUUUUUCCAAGGACAUGAGCCAAGUAGACGAGGUACUGCCCGAAUUGAUGUUAUUUGUCGCACUGUGCUUUCUUUUACUGGCCGGCGUAGUCGUCGUGUUAGCCAUUGUCAAUCCGAUUUUGCUUAUUCCAACACUUGUUAUAGGAAUAGUUUUUCAUCAGCUACAAACAUUUUAUUUAAAAACGGCGACGGAUCUAAAACGCAUUGAAGCAGUUUCUCGAUCCCCCGUUUACUCGCAUUUGGUCGCUUCUCUAUCUGGUCUAAGCACCAUUCGAGCUUUUAGAGCUCAGGACAUUCUGGAGUUGGAGUUUGACCACUUACAGGACAUGCACAGCUCUGCACUUUACAUGUUUAUUACCACAUCAAGGUUUUUUGGGUAUUGGCUAGAUUGUUUGUGUGUUUUGUAUAUUGCUGUCAUUACGCUAAGUUUCUUCGUCUUUCCGCCUGCUAACGGAGGAUAUGUGGGUUUGGCCAUAACACAGGUCCUCGGUUUAACAACUAUGGUGCAGUUUGCAAUGCGCCAAGCCGCCGAGUUGAACAAUACCAUGAUUUCGGUAGAGAGAGUAAUUGAGUACGAGGACAUUGAGCCAGAGGGAUCAUUGGAAGCCCCGGCGGAUAAAAAGCCGCCCCAGUCCUGGCCAGAGCAGGGAAAAAUCGUGUUUGAUGAGCUGAGCCUGCGAUAUAGGCCGGAUCCAAAAGCGGAAAACGUGCUCAAGUCCCUAAGUUUUGUUAUUAAGCCAAGGGAAAAAAUAGGUAUUGUGGGACGCACUGAUGCGGGAAAAUCCUCGCUGAUUAACGCCCUCUUCCGACUGUCCUACAACGAUGGAUCCGUCCUGAUUGACAAAAGGGAUACAAAUGAGAUGGGUCUGCACGACCUGCGCAGCAAGAUCUCGAUUAUUCCCCAGGAACCCGUUCUGUUCUCCGGCACAAUGCGAUACAACUUGGAUCCCUUUGAGGAGUACAGUGAUGAGAAGCUGUGGCACUCCUUGGAGGAAGUGCAGCUUAAGGAGGUGGUGGCCAAUAUGGAAAAGGGCUUGGAGACCAAAAUCACCGAGGGAGGAUCCAACUUCAGCGUGGGGCAGCGCCAGUUAGUCUGCGUUGCAAGGGCCAUUCUGCGGGAUAAUAGAAUCCUCGUGAUGGACGAGGCUACGGCCAAUGUGGAUCCCCAGACAGAUGCUCUAAUCCAAGACACCAUUCGAAACAAGUUCAAGGACUGCACUGUCCUGACGAUCGCUCAUCGAUUGCACACCAUCAUGGACUCGAAUAAGGUAUUGGUAAUGGAUGCUGGGCGAGCUGUGGAGUUUGGGACGCCCUAUGAACUUCUGACAGCGGGAGAUUCCAAGGUGUUCCUCGACAUGGUCAAGCAGACGGGACAGGCCUCUUACGACGGCAUGAUGAAAAUCGCGCAAAAGGCCUUUGAAAGCGUUCAGCAUUAA
Molecule: messenger RNA, 3858 nt
Organism: Drosophila takahashii
Lineage: Eukaryota; Metazoa; Arthropoda; Insecta; Diptera; Drosophilidae
Product: probable multidrug resistance-associated protein lethal(2)03659
Biological process (GO): transmembrane transport
Cellular component (GO): membrane
Molecular function (GO): ABC-type transporter activity; ATP binding; ATP hydrolysis activity
Source: RefSeq, a predicted model, not a curated record